GCGCUCCGGUCGAGUCCAGCACUGCAGGAUUCAUUCACGUCAGGAGUCCGGCUCCACCCGCUUCUACCUGACUGAUAACCUGGUGUUUGAAAGCUUGUACCGCCUCAUCUGCCACUACAGAGACACUCCUCUGCGCUGCAACGAGUUUGAGAUGAGGCUGGGCAGCCCUGUGCCUCAGCCCAACGCACACGAGAGCAGAGAGUGGUUCCACUCCAGUCUGUCUCGCGUUCAGGCUGAACACAUGCUGAUGCGUGUCCCUAGAGACGGAGCUUUCUUGGUGCGAAAACGCAGCGAACACAACUCCUACGCCAUCUCCUUCAGAGCGGAGGGGAAGAUCAAACACUGUCGUAUCCAGCAGGAAGGCCGCCUCUUCAUGUUGGGCAGUUCAGCAGAGUUUGAGAGUCUGGUCGACCUCGUGAGCCACUAUGAGAAACAUCCUCUGUACCGCAAGAUGAGGCUCCGCUACCCCAUCAACGAGGACACUCUGGACCGCAUGGGCACUACA
Plectropomus leopardus (leopard coralgrouper) is the source of this 505-nucleotide messenger RNA. The record is from RefSeq and is a predicted model, not a curated record. NCBI's taxonomy places the organism in Eukaryota, Metazoa, Chordata, Actinopteri, Perciformes, Serranidae.